Molecule: messenger RNA, 818 nt
Organism: Thlaspi arvense
Lineage: Eukaryota; Viridiplantae; Streptophyta; Magnoliopsida; Brassicales; Brassicaceae
Source: the annotation of a GenBank genome assembly
AUGCGGGUUCUGGAGAUGGAAUCAAGAUCGACCUCUAUUGUCUGUGGGAAGGAGGACAUGAAGGAGGAGGUUGUGCGACUUGGAGUUGGGCUAUCCCUCUGUGUGGCUCGGUCGAUGUUCUUGUUGUGUGAUCACAUUCGCAGUAUGUUAUGGUUUUGUUAUCAGAUAUGGAGAGAUGCAAACAUGGGCACAACUAGUGACAGUCACGUGAUGGAUAGGCUGAUUCGUGUUAUGCAUUAUGUCUACACAAAAUAUAUCAAACCGAAGAAUGGAGUAUAUCAAAAUGAUGGCAACUUUUCGGUCCAUUGGAGAUUGAUUUGGCCAGCGAAUGAGAGUUUUGCUCGUGGAUUUGUGUUGUUGAAUCGCCUUGUCCAUUUUCUCGAUUCAGGACGAAUAUAUGGCCGAGUGUUUACGUCUCGUGUUGAACAAGAGGUGAAGAAGGUAGCGGAGAUGUUGGGGUGUGCCAAGGGGCUUUCAGAGGCGAAUGGGUUUGCGUGGGAUGAAAUGGAAUCCGACAUUUUGGACAUGUGGAAGUCUCUCUGUGACACAGAAGCUAAGGAAGCAACGCCGACUGUGAAAGCCAUAAUGACUGACUUGUUUCUCCCUCUAUAUCACGAAGUAUAUCCACCUAUGUGACGAGUUUCUAGGCGAUGAUUUUAGUUAUGUGUUUCCCUUAACUUAUAUUUAGAGAGAAAUAUAAUUCUCAUGACUUCUGUUCUUUUCUUGUCUUACUACAUAAACAUUGCUUAACCAAAAGCAUACGUUUUUUUCAUUGAUCAAAAUUUUGAAAGGAGGGUACCUGCAGAUGAUGAACAAAA